Molecule: messenger RNA, 872 nt
Organism: Daktulosphaira vitifoliae (grape phylloxera)
Lineage: Eukaryota; Metazoa; Arthropoda; Insecta; Hemiptera; Phylloxeridae
Gene: Taf11
Product: transcription initiation factor TFIID subunit 11
Exons: 4
Coding region: 224-730 (168 amino acids)
Biological process (GO): transcription initiation at RNA polymerase II promoter; RNA polymerase II preinitiation complex assembly
Cellular component (GO): transcription factor TFIID complex; nucleus
Molecular function (GO): transcription coactivator activity; protein heterodimerization activity
Source: RefSeq, a predicted model, not a curated record
UUCUUUUGAGAAUUAUUGUAUAUUUAAAAUUUUUCUUAUAAUUAAAAACCUAAUUUUUUAUUCAAUGUAAAAGUUUUUCUAAAAAAAAGGCAUUAAUAACUAUAAUUUAACUUAUUUCAAAAAUUUAAGUAAAAGUAUUUGUUUUAUAUUUUUGUAAAAUUUUCUAGUAAACUUUGUUGUAUGAAUUAUUAUUGAUUAAAACAAAGAUUAUUGCACCUUAAAUAUGGAAAAUAUAUUCAAUAAAGACCAUAAUGCUGAAUCUUCCGUUUAUAAAGAUUAUGGUCAAGAGGAUAUGUUUUUAGCCCCUGAACCUAAACGUUCAAAUGAUUAUCAAUUGUCAGAAGCAUACAACAAAAAGAAAAAAGACAAAACAAAAAAACAAAUUGAAGCAGAAGAACGAGAAAAAAUGAGAGUGUUAGUGUCAAAUUUUACUGAGGAACAAUUAGAUAGAUAUGAAAUGUAUAGACGUUCAGUAUUUCCAAAAGCUGCAAUAAAAAGAAUCAUUCAAACCAUAACGGGAAAUUCAGUAUCUCAAAAUGUUGUUAUUGCAAUGUCUGGAAUUGCUAAAGUAUUUAUUGGUGAAAUAGUUGAAGAAGCUCUUGAUAUAAUGGAAACUCAAGGUGACGUAGGACCUUUGCAUCCUAAACACUUAAGAGAAGCUGUUAGAAGGUUAAGAAAACGAGGUGCAAUUCCAUCAUCCAAAGGUAGAAAAAUGCCAUUUUACAUUUAAUUAAUUGACUGAAAUUAUCCUUGUAUAUGUGACAGAAUUUUAUAUUUUUUAUAUAAUAAUAUUAAAAUUGAGUGUAUAUAUAAUCAUUAUUGAGAUGUAUUAUUUUUUAAGUAUAAUAAAUAUAAUAAUAAUAUAAAAACCA